Messenger RNA from Pyrus x bretschneideri (Chinese white pear), 2016 nucleotides. RefSeq lists its product as uncharacterized. NCBI's taxonomy places the organism in Eukaryota, Viridiplantae, Streptophyta, Magnoliopsida, Rosales, Rosaceae. The record is from RefSeq and is a predicted model, not a curated record. Bases 1 to 2016 code for a protein of 671 amino acids. The transcript is spliced from 6 exons.
AUGGAUAGUCGUGUCACUGCCCUUGAGGCCUCCAUGGCCAACCUUGAUUCCAAAAUCGAUUCAGCGGUGUCUAACCCCUUCGAUCAUAAACUCCCUCUUUACUUCGAGCAACUUCGCCGCGAACUUCAAUUCGGUGUUCCUGGUGCCGGUCCUUCUGUUUCUGUCGUCUCUUCCAACACCGAUCUGCAGGCUGAGCAGUUCUUCGCCUUCUAUCAAACCCCUGAUGCCCAGCGCAUCCUCACUACUUCUUUUCACUUGGAGGGUGAGGUUUUGCAAUGGUUUCGCUGGAUAGAUUGCACCCCUUCCACUCCACAUUGGGAGGAUUUCACAAAGGCCUUCUGUCGUGAAUUCGGACCUCUGGAAUUUGAGGACAGUGCUGAAUCCCUCUUCAAAUUACGCCAAACAGGUACUUUUAAGGAUUAUAUCAGUGAAUUUCACCGUUUGGCCACUCGUACUUGUGAUUUAGGUCCUGUGUUACUCAAGAGUUGUUUCUUAAGGGGCCUAAAGAAGGAAUUGAAAUUCGAUGUGAAAUUGUUAAAACCAAUGACUGUUCAUGACGCUAUUUCAAUUGCUGUUCAGCUUGAUGCCAAGCUUACUGAGUUGAAACCUUUUAUCCCAAAACCCUUCCAACCCCCUAAACCUCCUCCACUGUUACCCACUCCGUCACUCCAUCCACCACCUAAGCCGGGUAACUUCGGUGUCAAGAAAUUGUCUCCUGCGGAAAUACAACAAAAACGAGAGAGAGGCAGUAUUCAUAACUUUAUUGAUUCUAAAUUGCUUAAACAAUGGGGAUAUCUUGCUCUGCCAACAAAACCUUUUGAGGUUAUGAUAGCUGAUGGUGGCAAGUUUAAAAGUUCAGGUUGUUGCAGGGCAAUGGACUUGAAUGUUAGGGGUUAUUACUGUGUUGUUGACUUGUAUUCUUUACCAUUAGGGGGUUGUGACAUUGUGCUCGGGGUUCACUGGUUAUCUACAAUUAGUCCUAUACUUUGGGACUUCCAAUCCCUUACCAUGGAAUUUACUAAGCAUCAUCAACACUACAAAUUGUGUCAUAAUGCACCUGCCACUCCAUUGAUUCAGGAGGUAUCCUUACAACACAUCGAUAAAGACCUCUCGAAUUCCAACUUGGGGCUGUUUCUAUAUUCUAUGGCGGGUCCGCCACUUGAUGCUGGCAAUCUCAACGCUCACCAGUUGCAGGAUUUGCAUACCUUAUUAGAUGCAUUUGGGGACAUUUUCGCAUUACCAUCUCAACCUCCACCCUCAUGGCCUCACAACCAUCAUAUACCUCUAUGUCAUGGAGCAAAAACCCCAAAUAUCAGGCCCUACCAUUAUAGACCCUUGCAGAAGUCGGAGAUUGAAAAAGUUGUGCAUGAACUACUCACGGCAGGGUUUAUUCGACCCAGUCACAAUCCGUUUCUUUUCCUGUUUUGUUGGUUAAGAAGGAGGGCAUAUGGAGGAUGUAUUCUAAUGCAGCCACAAGAUGUUGAGAAAACUGCUUUUAGGACUCAUGAGGGUCACUACGAGUUCUUGUCAAUCAUGGGAGGCUUAUUUAAGUCACUUGCAGAAGUGGUUGCUGAUCCCUCCAAACUACACGUCAUCAAAGAAUGGCCCCAACCUAGAACUGUUAAGGAGCUAAGAGGCUUCCUUCGUCUCACUGGGUACUAUCGCAAAUUUGUAUCUGGUUAUGGGAGGAUUUGUCAACCUCUUUAUAACCUUACCAAGAAAACUGGAUUUCUUUGGAAUGAUGAAGCCAACACUACCUUUACCAGCCUUAAAUCAAUCAUGUCCUCACCACAAGUAUUGGCUUUGCCAAAUUGUUCCCAACCUUUUACACUAGAGUGUGAUGCUUCAAAUGGGGGCAUUGGCGCAGUGUUGCAGCAACAUAACAGGCCUAUUGCUUUUUCAAGCAAAGCCUUAGGUCCCAAGAAUCAAGCUCUUUCUACUUAUGAAAAGGAGCUUAUUGCCAUAGUCUAUGCAAUCAGGAAGUGGCAGCACUAUCUCCAAGGAGACAUUUUAUAA